UUUGAAUGGAAUUCAUGAAUACCGGCACAUUAUAGGAUUGUGCUAUACCCUUACCUACAGUGAAAAACAUAUGUAUGCUAUGAGUGGGUGAGACGGUUUGAUAUGUAGCAUAUACAUUCAGAAAACAUUGUUUAAAGAGGAAGUUAUGAUGUUUCACAAGUCUCCAUCCAAGGGAUUAGGAAGUUCUAAAAGGUCUAAAGCACAACACUUGGAGAAAGAGAUACUAAAACACUCACUUCAUGGUAUAUGGACAAACGAAGAGAGGACUGAAUGUAGUGGUGACAAAAAUGUAGUUUUCGAAAACUUCUUAAAGACGCCAACAGACUCGUGUUUCAAAGCCGAAGAAAUUCCAGAGGAACCUGACAAAGUUGAAGAGGUACCUAAAAAGAUUCUGAAUGUCAAAGACAUUGAUAAAAUAGAUUAUUUUGACAGUGAGGAUGAAUAUUGGGAAACUCAUGUCUCGAGUAUGGAGGAAGAUUCUUAUUUAGAUAUGCAUGAAGAGGAAUACCAUUCUUCUUUGGCAGUUGGAGGAAAACAUGGCAGAUACAGUCAAGGAGUAGAACAAUACACGAAAAUGCCAAUCUUUCAGAAGUCUUUACAAAAAUUUGCAGCAGACAACGAUUUUGAGGUUCGUGACGUCAUUCGAGAUGGGAACUGUAUGUUUCGAGCUAUUGCUGAUCAGUUGCUUAUCAACGGAUGUCUGGGACAUACGAGAGAAUCACUGAGACAAACGGCAGUAGACUAUCUACGGCAGCAUCCUAUCCAUAAAGGCAGAAAAGACCACCCCUCUUCAUUCUUAUCAGAUGAAACAUGGGAGGAAUAUCUGAGAAGAAUGGCCAGGCCUGGUGAAUGGAGCGACCACAUCAUUCUGCAGGCCCUAGCGGACGUGCUGUGUCUUGAAGUGAUCAUCUUUAACGUCUUCUAUGACGACAUACGCCGGACCGAAGUCAUAGGAAAACUGACCAAACAGAGUGACAGACCUUUGAUAAUCUUUCUUGGACAUCUAGGAGAAUUCCACUAUCUAAGCUUGCGAUCAAAACGAUGGCUGAGACACUGGCCUUAUAAAGCGUUGAUACUAAGGAUUCUAACAUGUCCAAAGGACUUGGACUUCAAGACAAGGAAGCAUCUAAUCAAACAAAAAGUUAAAAGUAUAGUGGACGAAAGAUUCAUUCCCAGAACCACGUUGAACGAUAUCGCUGAGUUUGCCAUGCACAGAGUUCGUGAAAGCACAAGUCCCGGGGAAUUGAUAGCAGACGAAGUCGAUCUGCUGCAAGAAAAUGGAGAAUCUUUCCAAUGUUUUGUUGAGGACACAAUGAAUAUUGACCCGCUCACAGGGAUUCCAUUAGCUCAUUUAUCGUUUAUAAUGAAAAAUCUGAUACCUAAAACUUUGAUGAAAUACACACAUCCUGACGGCCGACUCUUAUACACAGAUGACAUUCUGUUCCAUUUGAAAGGUCCUCGAUGUGAUGCGUGCAACCUAACGUUAAAAGACAUAAGCCGUGCUCAGAAAAUGCAAAGUUACUACAAUCAGCAAAACAGAAAGGGGCAAAAAGUUGUUGUUCUCAGAAAAGAUAAACUUGUGAGAUUUGCAGUAUUACCAGAUGACGAACAAUUGCCAACACACGUAUACACAGACUCCUCUGAUACACACCCUGGUUAUUGCAGGCUCAAAUUACCGACAGGUCAAACAGCAUACAAAGACGACAACGUGUUGCGAUUGGACUCCAAUGUUUAUCUGAAAGCAUACGACAUUCCAGGAAGUCUAAUGUCUGCUUCAUUCCAUAGAUCGGAAGUACAGUACAUUGGUAUUCUUUGUCCAUUUCCCCCUACAGCGUCUCGGUGGAAGAGAAGAAAAAGAAACUUCGACUUUCCAUCGCCCAGCCUAAUAGACCGCGUAGUGAAGAGAGGCUGUACGCUAAUCCCCAAAUCACAUCCCAAAAGCGAGAAUCCUUCGAUUGAAUGGAAAUACAAUUUUUCCAUGGCAGAGUUCAUUAUCAUUGAAAACUUAACACUGGCACAAAAAUAUGGAUAUUUUGUGGUGAAGGUGUUGGUUGAAAACGUGACAUUUCAUCUUUACAAGGUAGUUAAAGCAAAGCAUUUAAAGGCAGUGUUUUUCAAUGCAUGUGAAAACAUACCUUCCAGUGCAUGGGAAACUUGUUUCAGUGGUUGUGUACUGAAUGUCCUCAGUGCAUUGCUAUCGUGUUUUAAAGCGAGGUUUCUUCCUCAUUACUUCAUCCCAACCAACAACCUUAUCGACUGCUUCUCAGAUGAUGACAUAAAUGCUCUCUGUGUGUGCAUCGAGUCAAUUCGUUUAUUUCCCGCAAAAAUUAUGCAAUUUGUCGCCGAAAAACAUGGACUUUUGUAUGCAGCAAACUUGGUGAAGUUUGUUCUUUCUGAUAUACGAACAUUCAUACAAAAGAAAGAUUUAAGAGCAACGCUGGAAAAUUCGUUGAUUCCCAUGGCCAUACGCACGGGAAAAUUUCUAUCAAGAAUGGGACUUUACGACACAGUUUGUCGGAUUCUUGUGGAUGUAUAUGAACAACUACUUUUGUUAUCAGAUGUCAGUGCUAUUCCAAUUUUCCAAGAUUUUAUAGAUUAUGUAAUCAACAAUAUGGACCAACGUUCAUCUCGAAUCAUUCUAGCAAGACGGUUUGACAGAGAAUUUAGCACCAAUCUGGAGGCAAAAUAUCUGCAAGGAGGUUUGCAUCUGGAAAACAUCGUUCCAUGGGAAGUGGAUAGUGCAAUAGGUUGGUUAGAUGUGCCAGAGGAAAACAGCGCAGAUUUUACUUCGAUUGCAAAGUUUCUGUACGGGUUCAGUCUAGUAGAAUAUGGCAAAAGAAAUGUUAAACUGAGUUUAUCCGCAAUCGAAACAGCCAUACGCUGUUCAAGACAAGCAAUUGAACAAAAUUCCAUGAAAGUGAAUACAGUUGAAACCCAAACUCUGAAAAUAAAAAUCAAUGAAGAGAUUCGUGAACUAAAGGAGAAACUAAAUGAAUAUUACAUACACAUGUUCCAUGCAUCGAAUUUGCACUUGGUCACAAAUCCCUUGAUCUAUCAUAUGACAGACAUAGAAAAACAAUGCGAGGAAUUUCCAAACAUGUACUGGAUUGUCAGCAGAAUGUUUCAUUACGUGGGAAUGCAUGAAAAAGAAAAUGAAUGUGUCUCCAAAUUUCGGUCAUAUGUAUCUGAAACAACAGGUCUGCGGUUCGUGAUGCUUACUUGAAUAUAAAGUACAAUAUACACAUCAUCUACAGCACUGCAAUUUGGCAAUUCCGAGAAAGUCGAUUUAGUGUCAAUCACAAGUGUUUCCAUGUUAAUUGCCUUUUCUUGGGAACAUUUGGCGAUUUUAAUAUUCAGCACGCAGCGGUUCUGACUGUCGCAGAAAAUCGUAUUUUAAAUUAAUACAGUGACAAAGGAUUUGCGUGUUAUAUUGUCUCUGUGACUAAUUGCAUCAAGGUAGAAAAUAGCAUUUUAAAAAUAAAAUGAGGUGUGAAAAACACUAGAAACUAUU
Molecule: messenger RNA, 3511 nt
Organism: Ostrea edulis (European flat oyster)
Lineage: Eukaryota; Metazoa; Mollusca; Bivalvia; Ostreida; Ostreidae
Exons: 7
Coding region: 146-3223 (1025 amino acids)
Biological process (GO): protein deubiquitination
Molecular function (GO): cysteine-type deubiquitinase activity
Source: RefSeq, a predicted model, not a curated record